AUGUUCAAAUCACGUCCGGGUUGGGGAGACGUCGGGUUUCACGGCUCACAUCAGGUGAAGACACCAAACAUAGACCUAUUGGCCGGAAGUGGUAUUAUUUUGAACAACUAUUACGUGUCUCCCAUUUGCUCGCCAUCGAGAAGCGCUGUCUUAACGGGUUAUCAUCCCAUCCAUACCGGCCAACAACACGACGCCCUGCAGGCGGCCGAACCCCGAGGAAUACCUCUUCAAUACAAACUACUUCCACAACAUCUGAAAAAUUUGGGUUACGAGACACACGCUGUGGGCAAAUGGCACCAGGGUUACUUUAAAAGAGAGUACACACCAACGCAACGAGGUUUUGAUUCAUAUUUCGGCUUUUUUAAUGGUCACGAAGACUAUUACGACAGAGUUUGUGGCGGAGGUUAUACUGGAUUUGAUUUUAGAGAUAAUGAAAAUGCGGUAAACCUUACGGAAUACACAGGAAUUUAUUCAACAGAUAUUUACACGAAUAAAGCUAUUGAUAUAAUCAACAGAAGUAGUAAUUCCACAAAACCUCUGUUCCUAUAUCUGGCCCAUCAAUCGGUUCACGCGGGCAACGGUGCGAACCCUCUUCAGGCGCCGCAACGAUAUAUCGAUCGAUUUAAGGACAUUGAAGACAUGAGAAGACGAACAUUUGUAGCGAUGGUAUCGGCUUUGGAUGACUCGGUUGGAGAUGUCUUCUCCGCCCUCCAGAAGGCGAAUAUAUUGAACGAUACGAUCAUUAUAUUCACGACAGACAACGGGGGCGCCAGUUGUGGGGCCGACGGAACUUGUAUUGAUAGCAGCAUUGGAUCAAAUUGGCCGCUAAGAGGCGGAAAAUUCACAUUACUUGAGGGAGGAAUUCGAGGCAUCGCUUUCAUAUGGAGUCCAUUGUUAAGAAAGACAUACAUUAGUGACCACUUAAUGCAUGUCACCGAUUGGUUGCCCACAAUAUACAGCGCAGUCGGCGGUAAGACUGAAGACUUGGGACCCAUUGAUGGCAUCGAUAUGUGGAAUAUUCUUAACGAUAAUUUACAGAAUCCGAGAAAACAUUUAUUGCAUAAUAUAGACCCCACGUGGAAGAUGUGGGCACUUAGGUAUGGCGACUAUAAACUAAUAUCGGGCACAUUUGUGGAUGGAAAUUAUGAUAUUUGGUAUUUGCCUCCUGAUAUUGUCAAAACAAUGCUCAACUUAUUAGAGGCAUAUAAUGCAAGCGCUGUCCCGCCGGCCAAUCUUCCCAAUGACGAAAAGGCAAAUCCCAAAUAUCAUAACAACUUUUGGUCGAUCUGGGAGUAA
Molecule: messenger RNA, 1296 nt
Organism: Medioppia subpectinata
Lineage: Eukaryota; Metazoa; Arthropoda; Arachnida; Sarcoptiformes; Oppiidae
Source: the annotation of a GenBank genome assembly